Brenthis ino (lesser marbled fritillary) is the source of this 1308-nucleotide messenger RNA. Lineage: Eukaryota; Metazoa; Arthropoda; Insecta; Lepidoptera; Nymphalidae. The record is from the annotation of a GenBank genome assembly.
AUGGGGGUUAUAUCUAAGACGUUCGGCGUCGUUUUCAGUCUCCUCUUCGAACAGGAGAUCAUGAGCUACGUGCCGGCGUCUGGAUGCCCGACGGCCGAGCCCUCGCCCGUGGCGUCGCCGGCCGCCGCGCGCUCCACACGACAACCUGCACCCCAGAGAAGGGACUUUGAAGCCAAGUUGAGAGCGUUCUAUAGGAAGUUAGAGAGCAAAGGCUAUGGUCAGGGACCUGGAAAGUUAAAAUUACACAUCAGACGUGACCAUCUCCUAGAAGACGCUUUUAGACGUAUCAUGUCCUGUACUAAAAAAGAGCUGCAGAAGGGCAAACUUUGUGUCCUAUGGGACGGUGAAGAGGGGUUGGACUAUGGCGGCCCAAGUAGAGAAUUCUUCUUUCUACUAUCAAGAGAGCUAUUUAACCCAUAUUAUGGGUUAUUUGAAUAUUCAGCAAAUGACACGUACACAGUACACGUGUCACCUAUGUCGGCAUUCGUCGACAACCAUCAUGAGUGGUUCAGAUUUUCCGGUCGUGUGCUUGGGCUGGCCCUCGUACAUGGGUACUUGCUAGAGGCGUGGUUCACGCGAGCGUUGUACCGAGCUUUACUGCGCCUUCCGCCCGCGCUAGAAGAUGUCGACGCUCUAGACGCACAGUUUGCUGCCUCUUUGAGAUGGUUGCAGGCCGCUCGUAGCGUGUCAUCGCUGGAGCUAACGUUCGCGGUGUCGGAGCGGCUCGCGGACGGGCGCGUGCUCGAGCGCGAGCUGAAGCCCGGCGGCAGGGACGUGGCCGUCACCGAGAGGAACAAGAAGGAGUACCUGGAGAAGCUGGUGCGCUGGAGAGUGGAGAGAGGGGUCGCGGAGCAGAGCGAGUGGCUCGUCAGAGGGUUUCAUGAGGUGGUCGACCCUCGGUUGGUGGCAGCUUUCGACGCCCGCGAGUUAGAGUUGGUGAUAGCGGGCGCUCCGGAACUGGAUGUGGCUGAUUGGAGAAACAACACGGAGUACCGCGGCGGGUACCACGACUCCCAUCCCGUCAUACUGAGCUUCUGGCAGGCUAUUGAUAGAUUUACAAACGAGCAACGCCUUCGUCUGGUCCAAUUCGUGACGGGCACGUCGUCCAUCCCCUACGAGGGUUUCUCAGCACUGCGCGGCUCGACGGGCCCGCGGCGUUUCUGCAUAGAGCGUUGGGGACGUAUCGAGUCCCUCCCGCGAGCUCACACCUGCUUCAACCGUCUAGACCUGCCUCCAUACCCAACCUUACAGAUACUACACGAGAAACUAUUGCUAGCCGUCGAAGAAACUAACACAUUUGGAAUAGAA